AUGGGUUUUUCUCAGUUUCCGAUCUGGGAUCCGAUUGGAGCCUACAGAGCCAAAAUCACCGUCCAAUUGAGAGGACAAUGCAAUGGCUUCGCUUCUCAGCUCAAUGAUCUAUGCACAAAGUACUCAACUUCCAAAGAAGAGGAAGUGGAAGAACUGAAUGGUGAGAAGAAGAAGAUGAAAGGAGGGUUGAAACUGAAGCUUAAGAUCUCGAAUCCUUCUUUACGGUGGCUGUUAAGCGGAGCUGUGGCCGGAGCGAUUUCGAGGACGGUGGUUGCUCCUUUGGAGACCAUUAGGACUCAUCUGAUGGUGGGAAGCGGCGGUGAGUCAACCACCGAGGUUUUCCGUGAUAUCAUGAAGCAUGAAGGAUGGAAAGGUCUCUUCAGGGGUAAUUUGGUCAAUGUCAUUCGAGUAGCACCUGGUCGUGCCGUUGAGCUAUUUGUAUUCGAGACAGUUAACAAGAAGUUGACUCCAAAGCUCGGAGAAGAGUCAAAAAUCCCCAUCCCGGCUUCAUUGCUCGCGGGUGCCUGUGCUGGUGUUAGCCAGACCCUCUUGACAUAUCCCCUCGAGCUAGUCAAGACCCGUAUUACAUUUCAGAGAGGUGUAUACAAAGGGAUAUUGGAUGCGUUUGUGAAAAUAAUAAAGGAGGAAGGACCAACAGAACUUUACAGAGGUCUUGCUCCGAGUCUUAUAGGAGUGGUUCCAUACGCAGCAACGAACUACUUCGCCUACGAUUCCUUAAGGAAAGCAUACAGGAAACUGUGGGAGCAGUUGGUGGGAGAGUUGUUUACAAGAACAUGUUGCAUGCUCUUGUCUGUAUACUCGAGCAAGAAGGUUUUGCGGGUUGGUACAGAGUCUGUACUUGGACCUAGUUGCUUGAAGUUGGUUCUUGCAGCUGGAAUCUCCUUCAUGUGUUACGAGGCAUGCAAGAAAAUACUCGUUGAGAACAACAACAACGAGGAAACCUGA
Messenger RNA from Thlaspi arvense, 966 nucleotides. The record is from the annotation of a GenBank genome assembly. NCBI's taxonomy places the organism in Eukaryota, Viridiplantae, Streptophyta, Magnoliopsida, Brassicales, Brassicaceae.